Molecule: messenger RNA, 1448 nt
Organism: Cygnus olor (mute swan)
Lineage: Eukaryota; Metazoa; Chordata; Aves; Anseriformes; Anatidae
Product: neuroserpin
Exons: 8
Coding region: 1-1233 (410 amino acids)
Biological process (GO): negative regulation of endopeptidase activity
Molecular function (GO): serine-type endopeptidase inhibitor activity
Source: RefSeq, a predicted model, not a curated record
AUGUAUUUCCUUGGACUGUUGUCUUUGCUUGUUUUGCAAAGUAAAGCCUUCAAGACAAAUUUUCCUGAUGAAACUAUUGCUGAGCUUUCUGUGAAUGUUUACAAUCAGCUGCGAGCUGCAAGAGAAGAUGAGAAUAUUCUUUUCUCUCCUCUGAGCAUUGCAAUAGCCAUGGGAAUGGUAGAGCUUGGAGCCCAUGGAACCACUUUGAAAGAAAUUCGUCAUUCAUUGGGUUUUGACAGCUUAAAAAAUGGUGAUGAGUUUACCUUUUUGAAGGACCUUUCAGAUAUGGCAACUAGUGAAGAAAGUCAUUAUGUUCUGAAUAUUGCUAACUCUCUUUAUGUGCAGAAUGGAUUUCACGUCAGUGACAAAUUUUUGCAGUUGGUGAAAAAAUACUUUAAAGCUGAAGUAGAGAAUAUAGAUUUCAGCCAGAGUGCAGCUGUAGCUACCCACAUCAAUAAGUGGGUGGAGAAUCACACAAAUAAUAUGAUCAAAGAUUUUGUGUCAUCAAGAGAUUUUGGUGCUCUAACUCAUUUGGCUCUCAUCAAUGCGAUCUACUUCAAAGGCAAUUGGAAAUCACAAUUCAGACCUGAAAAUACAAGAACUUUUUCUUUUACUAAAGAUGAUGAAAGCGAAGUGCAGAUUCCAAUGAUGUACCAGCAGGGAGAAUUUUACUAUGGAGAGUUCAGUGAUGGCUCCAAUGAAGCAGGUGGUAUCUAUCAAGUUCUGGAAAUACCAUACGAAGGAGAUGAAAUUAGUAUGAUGAUCGUUCUUUCCAGACAAGAAGUUCCGCUGGUCACACUGGAACCCCUCGUCAAAGCCUCGUUGAUUAACGAAUGGGCUAACUCAGUGAAAAAGCAAAAAGUGGAAGUAUAUUUACCAAGGUUCACAGUAGAACAGGAAAUUGAUCUGAAAGAUGUCUUGAAAGGUCUUGGAAUUACAGAACUGUUCAGCCGUAGUGCUGACCUCACGGCGAUGUCGGAUAACAAAGAACUUUACCUGGCAAAGGCGUUUCACAAGGCUUUCCUAGAAGUUAAUGAGGAAGGAUCGGAAGCUGCUGCUGCCUCAGGAAUGAUUGCAAUUAGCAGAAUGGCAGUGCUGUAUCCCCAAGUCAUAGUUGAUCAUCCUUUUUUCUUUUUGGUCAGGAACAGAAGAACAGGUACUGUGUUAUUCAUGGGGAGGGUAAUGCACCCUGAAGCAAUGAAUACGAGUGGCCAUGACUUUGAAGAGCUUUAACUACUGCCAGCUACCAAAACAAGGAAAAAAGCACAUGAAGUUUGAAGCUAAUGUAUUUAAGGUUUGCCGUGUUUUCCCCCAAGAUACUGUUUUAAAUGCUUUCAGAUCUGUGUGCAAGUCAGUUUCCAGAGGAAAGUUCACAGAAUUAAAAUAAUGGUUCUGUUUGUCAUUGUGAUUGCUGUGUCCUUAAAAUAAAACUGUGUACAUGUCAACAA